GUGGUCGGUUGCAAACCAUCAUUGUAGAGCAAAAUGUUCAAGUUAAGCAUUGUUGUACUCGUGUUCUGCUUGGCAUAUGCCGUUUAUUGCGCAGAUCGAUAUGACCUCAAAGAAGAAGUUCUCGAUGGCAACCUUGUUGAUGUGAUGGAGAAACGUUCUGCUCAAAGACCCCCCUCUCUGAAGACACGCUGGGGACGUGCCGAUGAAGAACGAGACCUUUUGGUGACGAAGCGUGCAGCCCAAAGACCACCUUCGUACAAACUGCGCUUUGGACGCUCGAAGAACCGACGACAAUCAUCCAACUCUAACUAAAGGACUGGGUGAAUCGCGGACUCAAUCGAUGCAGUUAAAGUAGGAAGCCAGGAAGUUCCAAUCCAUUGUAGAGUGUUGAUUUUAGCAACAAACAUGAGAUACAUUUCUACGACAGAUACAAUUCUGCAAUACAUAAUUGGUUAGAAACUUUAA
Molecule: messenger RNA, 465 nt
Organism: Aedes albopictus (Asian tiger mosquito)
Lineage: Eukaryota; Metazoa; Arthropoda; Insecta; Diptera; Culicidae
Product: head peptide
Exons: 4
Coding region: 34-312 (92 amino acids)
Source: RefSeq, a predicted model, not a curated record